Messenger RNA from Xiphophorus maculatus (southern platyfish), 1766 nucleotides. RefSeq names its product E3 ubiquitin/ISG15 ligase TRIM25-like (gene ftr67). The coding region runs from base 119 to 1474 and encodes 451 amino acids. The transcript has 7 exons. NCBI's taxonomy places the organism in Eukaryota, Metazoa, Chordata, Actinopteri, Cyprinodontiformes, Poeciliidae. Gene Ontology annotation, molecular function: zinc ion binding. The record is from RefSeq and is a predicted model, not a curated record.
GCUAGGCCACGCCUCCCUUCUCUUCACUUCCUGUAAACAAAGCAGCUGUAGCAACACUGAACCAGUGUGUUCUUGUUUUUUCCGAUAUUUUCUGGCUCCUCUGUUGUGUUUUUAAAAAAUGGCUCAGGGUGGAGUGGUUCUGGACAAGGACCAGUUUAACUGCUCCAUAUGCCUGGACGUGCUGAAAAACCCAGUGACCAUCCCCUGCGGACACAGCUACUGCUCGGACUGCAUCCAGAACUACUGGGACCAAGACGACUUUCUCGGGGUCUUCGUCUGCCCGCAGUGCCGACAGAGCUUUAGCCCGAGGCCGGCGCUUGCCAGGAACACCAUGCUCACCGAUGUGGUGGAGAAAUUCAAGACAACUACGCUCCUGGCUGCCUCGGUACCGAGGGAUAACCGAUGUCUGGCCAAAGCUGACGACGUGGAGUGUGACGUCUGCACCGGGAGGAAAAACAAGGCUGUCAAGUCCUGCUUGGUGUGCCUGGCCUCCUACUGCGAUGUUCACCUCCAGCCUCACUACGAGUCCGCUGCCUUCAAGAAGCACAAGCUGGUUUCGGCCUCCAAGCGGCUCCAGGAGACGAUCUGUCCCCAGCACGACAAGCUGCUGGAAGUGUACUGUCGCACCGACAGGCGCUGCAUUUGCUACCUGUGUCUGACAGACGAGCACAAAGGACACGACACGGUGCUGGCCGAGGCAGAAACACAACACAUGAAGAUGCAGCUUAGUGACAUGAGGCAGAGCUCACAGUUCAAGAUUCAGCAAAGAGAGAAAGAGGCACAAGAUCUGAGACAAGCUGUUUUUUCUCUCGCUCGUUCGGCACGGGCUGCUGCUGAAGAGAGCGACGCCAUUUUUACGGAGCUCAUUCGCCAGAUAGAGCUGAAGCGCUUUGAACUGAGAGAGCUCAUCAAAGAACAGGAAAAGACGGCCAUCGGUGAAGCCGAGCAGCUGCUGGACAAGAUCCAGAAGGAAAUUGCCGAACUGAAGAAGAACGAGGCCGAACUUGACCUCCUGUCCCACACUGAUGACCCCGUCCAGUUCCUCCAGAGUUGUCAGUCCCUUCAUGCCUCACCUACGCUGUCAGCUUCUCCUUUGCUCAACAUGAACCCGGGCCUCUCCUUCAGCCCAGUGAUGACAGCUGUGUCUGACUUCAAGGGAUUGCUGCAAGAAGUGUGCCAGGGAGGAUUUGUCAGCAUCUAUGAGAAAGUGAAAGAUGUUAGAAUCAUGAUGAUUCAGAAUCCUGAGUCCUCAGAGUCUCAGUGUGACUCUCCCCUCGCUGGUGAGGCUGGGGCAGCUGCACAGAUGGAGUCACCAAUAAUUCUGCCUCAUCUUAGUCGGGACCAACCAGCUGUCAGUCCUCUGAACCCGUUCUUUGCCCAGGGACCAAUUGCCUUCUCACCGUUUGGUUCCAAAGUCACGACUGGAUCUAGACAAAGACACCUGCAGAGACGGCCUCACUCAAGAAGAAGAUAAAUCCUGCUGGACAUCAGACUGAAUGUCGUACACGCACUCACAUAACCUGAGUUUCAUAAGAGUCAAGAAUGAGACCUUUUUGAAUAUUUUAUCUGUGGACACUAGUUUAUUGACUUUAAUCAGUUAUAUUUCAGUAUUUAUUUACAGAUGAUACAGUUAACUUAGCUAAAAGCAUGAGCAGCCUACUUCAGUGUAUUUCAGUCUUGCUAAAAGGGUCAGCCUGUUGUAGUGAUGUGGUUUUAUGCUUUUAUAAGUAUUUUUUUAAGCAGUGCUUUGUGAACAGUUAUUUUCU